Messenger RNA from Chenopodium quinoa (quinoa), 1539 nucleotides. RefSeq names its product dehydrodolichyl diphosphate synthase 6-like. The record is from RefSeq and is a predicted model, not a curated record. Gene Ontology annotation, biological process: polyprenol biosynthetic process. NCBI's taxonomy places the organism in Eukaryota, Viridiplantae, Streptophyta, Magnoliopsida, Caryophyllales, Amaranthaceae. Gene Ontology annotation, cellular component: endoplasmic reticulum.
UCAUAAGACAAAGGCUAAUUAAAUUAGCUAGCCACUUCUCUCUCAUAAGAGGGACCGAGGCUUGAGGGAGUAGCAAUAUUCAUGUAUAAAAAAAAUGAGGGAGUAAUAAUAUUAAUUAAAUAAAUAAAUAAAAUACCACCUUAAAUGCUAGUAUGCUACGGAGUAAUUAAAGACUCGUAGAUGCUAGAUGUGUUCUACAUUCAACAUUCUUCUUGUGUUCAUUGUUCCAGUUUCUCCAGUAUCCAAUUUGAGAUCUGAAAUUUUGAAAAUUCAAGUGUUGGGCAAUACCAUUAGAGUUGACUGUGACUCAGUGAAGCAGGAAUAAGACGGAUCAUUGUUUACAAAUUACAGCUCUCGAAAUUUUGGUAUGAUGGAUCACAAAGAAAACCAGGACUCUUUAACAAGUAACUUGGCUAAUAUUGCACGGAGAUGCUUGUUUGGUGUCCUUUCUAUGGGACCAAUCCCUGAUCAUAUUGCUUUCAUUAUGGAUGGAAACCGAAGAUAUUCUAGGAGAUUGAAAUUAGAGGAAGGAGCAGGACAUAAGAUAGGCUUUACUGCUCUAAUGUCCAUGCUUAAGUACUGUUAUGAGCUGGAAGUGAAAUAUAUAACUGUAUAUGCCUUCAGUAUCGAUAAUUUUAAAAGAAGUCCUGAGGAAGUGAAAUUUUUGAUGGAGCUUAUACAGGAGAAGAUUGAAGUCUUGUUAAAAAAAGAUAGCAUUGUUAACCAAUAUGGAGUUAGAGUUCAUUUUAUCGGGGACUUGAGGCUACUAGAUGACUCGGUAAGGUUAGCUGCUGAGAAGGCUAUGGCAGCCACUGCUGGUAACUCCAAAGCUGUGCUCUCAAUUUGCAUUGCUUACACUUCUACCAAUGAGAUUGUGAAUGCUGUUCAACAAUCUUGUGAAGAGAAAUGGGAUGAACUCAGAAUACUAGAUUCAUGUGGUGCAGCGUAUGGGUUAACCGAUUAUACUGGCAAUGCACACAACAGAGAAAACUCAAUAGGUGUGAUGGAUGUUGAGAAGCAUAUGUAUAUGAAUGUUGCUCCUAAUCCUGAUAUUGUGGUUUGGACUUCUGGAGAAAACCGCUUGAGCAAUUUUCUUAUCUGGCAGAGUGCAUACUCCAUUCUGUAUAGCCCCUCUGUGCUUUGGCCUGAGAUUGGUCUUUGGCAUCUAGUUUGGGCUGUCCUGAAUUUCCAAAGAAAUCAUGCUUGUUCGAGAAAGUAAAAAACACGACAAUACUGAUGAUACGAAACAAUACAGUUGCAGGAGCUGGAAUCUAUGAAGAUAAGUGAAGGCCAGUUGACGUCUUAUAAGAUUAUAAUGAUUACAAGAUAAUCUAUGAAGUAGUGUUGUUUACGAAGUAGUUUACAUUUUACAACCUAUUACUCCAUAAAUCAUUCUCUUCAACUCUUUUUUUUUUUUCUUCAAUUCAAACGAACUCUAAGUUCAAAUCAUGUCCAAUUUGGUCCAAAUUUUUUAAAAGCUAACCAAUUUUGGGCCAACUAUAUUUUAAAGCAAAUAAUGGCAAAGGUGCUAGUGUGCUA